Molecule: messenger RNA, 552 nt
Organism: Mesorhabditis spiculigera
Lineage: Eukaryota; Metazoa; Nematoda; Chromadorea; Rhabditida; Rhabditidae
Source: the annotation of a GenBank genome assembly
AUGCCAACACCAAGUGCACCUCCAGCCUAUGGGGAUAUUGAUACCGCUUCCACGACCGAACCGCCAGCCCAGAAUCCCGUAAACCCUGAAGCCGAAAACCACGAUUCCAACGAAAUUUUUGAAAACGAGGCAUCCGCCCCGCAUCUGCCCGGGUUCCCAAAGAAAAACCCGAACCCCCGGCCGCCACCCUAUCAGCCCGCCAUCACCCAGCUCGAUGAAACGAAUGCAGCGUCAUCGCGGACUAAUGCUAAUGAACCAGUAUGGCAUACAGUCACGAUGCCAAUUGAGCAAGAAUGGAUCGACUAUCGGCGGACAGGGUGCAGGCAUGAUCGGCAUCGCGAAGCAGGCACCGCCGCUAUCGUCGCCGGGUCGAUCGUGAACGACUUGUUUUGUGUCUACCUCCUCGCCAAGUCCUGUAAGCACCCGGGUCACUUCCGUAUCGGCUACUUCUUGGCCGGCAUAAUGUGCCUAAUCGUUCUACCAGCCGUCACGAUCACAAGUGUAAUCAUUUUCCUGCAGCACAACCCCAAUUUGUUCAGCCAAAAUGACAAA